AUGGCAGACAUUCAACCAAGCCACAUAGAAGAAAACCCUUCGAAAAUCACCAACUUCGAUGUGGAACAACAAACAGAUCAAGUGGUGGAGGUUUUUGACUAUGCAAAGAGAGCACAGUGGCUUAGAGCUGCUGUUUUGGGUGCAAAUGAUGGUUUGCUCUCAACAGCAUCGCUCAUGAUGGGUGUUGGUGCUGUCCGUAAGGAUUCUAAGACCAUGAUUCUUACUGGUAUUGCAGGCUUAGUUGCUGGUGCAUGCAGCAUGGCCAUUGGAGAGUUUGUUUCUGUUUAUGCACAGUAUGAUAUUGAGUUUUCUCAGAUGAAAAGAGAAGGAAACACUGAUCACAAAGAGAAUUUGCCUAACCCCUAUUACGCUGCCCUAGCCUCCUCCCUUGCCUUUGCUGUCGGUGCGGCGGUGCCGCUUCUUGGGGCGGCGUUUAUAAUAGAUUAUAAGGUGAGGUUGGGGGUGGUGGUGGCUGUUGUGAGCCUUGCUUUGAUUGUUUUUGGAGGUUUGGGUGCUGUUCUUGGGAAAGCACCCUUCUUUAAGUCAUCUUUGAGGGUUUUGAUUGGAGGAUGGCUCGCCAUGGCUGUUACUUUUGGCUUAACCAAGCUUGUAGAUCAUUUUGGAGUUUAA
This is a messenger RNA of Gastrolobium bilobum, 630 nucleotides long. Its product is annotated as vacuolar iron transporter homolog 1-like. The record is from RefSeq and is a predicted model, not a curated record. Lineage: Eukaryota; Viridiplantae; Streptophyta; Magnoliopsida; Fabales; Fabaceae. Gene Ontology annotation, molecular function: manganese ion transmembrane transporter activity; iron ion transmembrane transporter activity. Gene Ontology annotation, biological process: intracellular manganese ion homeostasis. Gene Ontology annotation, cellular component: membrane. Bases 1 to 630 code for a protein of 209 amino acids. The transcript has a single exon.